Messenger RNA from Carcharodon carcharias (great white shark), 1363 nucleotides. RefSeq names its product mediator complex subunit 10 (gene med10). Gene Ontology annotation, molecular function: transcription coregulator activity. Gene Ontology annotation, biological process: positive regulation of transcription by RNA polymerase II. The coding region runs from base 128 to 535 and encodes 135 amino acids. The record is from RefSeq and is a predicted model, not a curated record. Gene Ontology annotation, cellular component: mediator complex; chromatin. Lineage: Eukaryota; Metazoa; Chordata; Chondrichthyes; Lamniformes; Lamnidae. The transcript is spliced from 4 exons.
AAGCGACCUCGGCUGACAAACGGAUCUCCCUAAUGCCCAACAUGGUGGCGUAAAGCUGAGCGCGCGCUGUCCGGUUGCUUCGGGCCGUUUGUUGUUGAGCGCGCGGAGCCCGGCUUCCGCUCGCGCCAUGGCGGAGAAAUUCGACAACCUGGAGGAACAUCUGGAGAAAUUCAUCGAGAACAUUCGGCAGCUGGGCAUCAUUGUCAGUGAUUUCCAGCCCAGCAGCCAGGCAGGCCUGAACCAGAAACUAAAUUCUAUGAUUACGGGGCUCCAAGAUGUUGACAAAUGCCGACAGCAGCUGCAUGAUAUUAAUGUACCCCUGGAAGUAUUUGAGUACAUUGAUCAAGGCCGAAAUCCUCAACUUUACACCAAAGAAUGCUUGGAGAGAGCCUUAGCCAAGAAUGAACAAGUCAAAGGGAAAAUUGACACAUUGAAGAAAUUCAAGGGGCUUCUGAUUCACGAACUGAGCAAAGUUUUUCCUGAAGAAAUGUCCAAAUAUCGAGCUAUCCGAUGUGAAGAUCAUCUGCCUACGUAGCUGGAUUUACUGUCUUCUAUUUGAUGGAACUAUACUGCUUCCUUUUUUCAGGAACCGACUGAAUGUGGCUAACUUCUUGCAGCCUGAGAAUUUCUUCUUGAAUGCUUAAAAGAAAUACAUAGUCUGUUUCCUACACUAAAAUUGACUUGAAAAUAACUUGGAAAGAAGAAAAUGCCUUUUUACUUUCUAGAUGCAUUAGUGCUUGGAUUGAAUGGAAUUUCGUUGGUACAUGUCAGAUGAUGUUAAGGCAGCAUUAUGAUUGGAUGGGAAGAUGUACUCAGUUAAACAGAUUGAGAUACCGUUGUAUCAGUAUACAUAAUUCAUUUUGUGUAGUGCUAGUCAGUGCAGCAAUUUUUGUAACAAAAGUUCUUUGCUGCCAGAAUGCUUAAACAGAUUUUUGUUUAAUCAUACUUACUACCAACUUGUAAAUGACUUUAAAGGGGGAAAAUAAGACCAUAAGAAAAGUCAAAGCAAAAAGAAGACUUUUUAGCUCAAAGUGCACACUAUCCAGAGUCUAUCCCACACUACCUUAAUAAAUGCUAAUUUUCUUUCAUACCUCUCCUGAUGGUGCCGAAUCAAGCAGUGAUGUUAAUUAUCGCUGAAACCUCAUUCUCACUGCUCAACAAUUAACAUUGCAGCUUUAUAAAGGUACCUGUCAAACCCAAAUCAGCUUUUUACAGUUCUGAUGAUCAUCAUCCUGAAAUGUCAACUCUUUCUCUCCACGGAUGCUGUCAGACCUGCUGAGCAUUUCCAGCAUUUUCUGUUUUUAUUCCAAAUCAGCUAUGUUCUCUGGGAGCUCCAGAUACUGACUAUCCUGUGGAGGGUGGG